This is a messenger RNA of Clonostachys solani, 471 nucleotides long. The record is from the annotation of a GenBank genome assembly. Lineage: Eukaryota; Fungi; Ascomycota; Sordariomycetes; Hypocreales; Bionectriaceae.
AUGGGCUGGAUAAACCGCGGUUCUCGCCCAGAGAACCGUGAGAACAAUCUUUCUACAACAGUCAACUACUGCAAGGAAGACACUGACGCCUCCCCGACUGUCAGUUUUGUCGAAGACCCAAGCGACCCGAGGUCAUAUCAAAAAACGUGUAAAAACACCAAGAAUGAGGAUCUUCCAUACAUCGAGCCAUCGGUCAUCAUAGCUGCACGCGAUACAGGCCUACUAUGGCUGGUCAUUGACAACAUUGUCUAUGACUGUACCGAAUUCGUUCAUGACCACCCAGGAGGCUCUCAGGUUCUUGAGUCAUUUCGAAGCAGCAACUGUAGUUGGCAGUUUUGGAGGUUCCACGGAAUGAAGGAUAUGAUUGAGUUUGGGCUGCCGCUGAGGAUAGGGUGUACAAGUGGUAUACAGAACAAAUUUAAGGAGCCACCUUGGUUCGUAGGUUUGAGGAAGCUAUGGGGGCCUGAAUAA